Messenger RNA from Ochotona princeps (American pika), 5108 nucleotides. RefSeq names its product synaptojanin 1 (gene SYNJ1). Gene Ontology annotation, cellular component: perinuclear region of cytoplasm; presynapse. The coding region runs from base 38 to 4816 and encodes 1592 amino acids. The transcript is spliced from 30 exons. Gene Ontology annotation, molecular function: phosphatidylinositol-4,5-bisphosphate 5-phosphatase activity; RNA binding. NCBI's taxonomy places the organism in Eukaryota, Metazoa, Chordata, Mammalia, Lagomorpha, Ochotonidae. Gene Ontology annotation, biological process: phosphatidylinositol dephosphorylation; synaptic vesicle endocytosis; brain development. The record is from RefSeq and is a predicted model, not a curated record.
GCGGACGCCCGCCCCUUCCGCCCCCGCCCGCGGCGCAAUGCGGAAGAGAUGGGUGUGCUGGAGCGGAAGUGACGUUGCCGGCGGCUGUGGCGGCAGCGGCUGCGGGAGGAGGAGGAGGAGGAGCCGGAGGAAGAGGGCGGCCUCCGAGGAGCGCAGCAUGGCUUUCAGCAAAGGAUUUCGCGUCUAUCACAAGCUGGACCCUCCGCCCUUCAGCCUGCUCGUGGAAACCCGGCAUAAGGAAGAAUGUCUCAUGUUCGAGUCCGGGGCUGUCGCCGUACUCUCAUCUGCAGAAAAAGAGGCCAUCAAGGGUACCUACUCAAAAGUACUGGAUGCAUAUGGGCUCUUAGGGGUCUUACGGCUGAAUCUGGGUGAUACUAUGUUACAUUAUCUCGUCCUAGUCACUGGAUGUAUGUCUGUUGGGAAAAUUCAAGAAUCUGAAGUUUUCCGAGUUACUUCCACUGAGUUUAUAUCCCUUCGAGUUGAUUCUUCAGAUGAGGAUCGCAUUUCAGAAGUGCGCAAAGUUUUGAAUUCAGGAAACUUUUAUUUUGCAUGGUCUGCAUCUGGAGUCAGUUUAGAUUUGAGUCUUAAUGCACAUCGUAGUGUUCAGGAACACACAACUGAUAAUAGAUUUUUCUGGAAUCAGUCUUUGCAUUUACAUCUCAAGCACUAUGGCGUGAAUUGUGAUGACUGGUUAUUGCGCCUCAUGUGUGGGGGAGUGGAAAUCAGAACAAUCUAUGCUGCUCACAAACAGGCAAAGGCUUGCCUCAUUUCCAGAUUAAGCUGUGAACGAGCUGGGACCAGGUUCAAUGUCCGAGGAACAAAUGAUGAUGGUCAUGUCGCCAAUUUUGUAGAAACAGAACAGGUGGUGUACUUAGAUGACUCCGUGUCUUCUUUUCUCCAAAUCCGGGGCUCUGUGCCGCUGUUCUGGGAGCAACCAGGGCUGCAGGUGGGGUCCCAUCGUGUCCGGAUGUCGAGGGGAUUUGAAGCCAAUGCACCUGCUUUUGACAGGCAUUUUAGAACACUUAAGAAUUUGUAUGGUAAACAGAUAAUAGUUAAUUUGCUUGGAUCUAAGGAAGGUGAACAUAUGCUAAGUAAAGCAUUCCAGAGUCAUUUGAAAGCUUCUGAACAUGCUGCUGAUACCCAGAUGGUGAACUUUGAUUACCACCAAAUGGUUAAAGGCGGAAAAGUAGAAAAGUUGCAUAGUAUUCUUAAACCCCAAGUCCAGAAGUUUAUAGAUUAUGGAUUUUUUUAUUUUGAUGGAAAUGAAGUUCAAAGAUGCCAGAGUGGUACAGUUCGAACAAAUUGCUUGGAUUGUCUUGAUAGAACAAAUAGUGUACAGGCAUUCCUUGGGUUGGAGAUGCUUGCUAAGCAGUUGGAAGCUCUGGGUUUAGCUGAAAAACCUCAGCUGGUGACCCGCUUUCAGGAAGUUUUCCGUUCAAUGUGGUCUGUGAAUGGUGACUCCAUCAGUAAGAUCUACGCUGGCACGGGUGCUCUCGAAGGGAAGGCUAAGGCUGGAAAGCUAAAAGAUGGUGCUCGGUCUGUUACCAGAACAAUUCAGAAUAACUUCUUUGACAGUUCCAAGCAAGAGGCUAUCGAUGUUUUGCUGUUGGGAAAUACUCUAAAUAGUGAUUUAGCUGACAAAGCACGAGCUCUUCUGACUACUGGGAGUUUGCGUGCAUCUUCUAAAGUACUAAAGAGCAUGUGUGAGAAUUUCUAUAAGUAUUCAAAACCCAAGAAAAUUCGAGUGUGCGUCGGAACUUGGAAUGUGAAUGGUGGGAAGCAGUUUCGCAGCAUAGCCUUUAAGAAUCAGACGCUCACUGACUGGCUUCUUGAUGCACCCAAAUUAGCUGGCAUCCAAGAGUUUCAAGAUAAAAGAAGUAAGCCAACUGAUAUAUUUGCAAUUGGCUUUGAAGAAAUGGUAGAGUUGAAUGCUGGAAACAUAGUAAAUGCAAGCACAACGAAUCAGAAGCUCUGGGCUGUGGAGCUCCAGAAGACAAUCUCCAGAGACAACAAGUAUGUGCUGCUGGCGUCAGAGCAGCUGGUGGGCGUGUGUUUGUUCGUUUUCAUCAGACCACAGCACGCUCCCUUCAUCAGGGAUGUUGCUGUUGACACUGUGAAGACGGGGAUGGGCGGUGCGACCGGAAACAAGGGAGCAGUUGCCAUCCGAAUGCUGUUCCACACAACCAGCCUGUGCUUUGUCUGCAGCCAUUUUGCUGCAGGGCAGUCACAAGUCAAAGAAAGGAAUGAAGAUUUUGUAGAAAUAGCACGGAAAUUGAGUUUCCCAAUGGGAAGGAUGCUCUUUUCCCAUGACUAUGUGUUUUGGUGUGGUGAUUUCAACUAUCGAAUUGAUCUCCCCAACGAAGAAGUUAAAGAGCUCAUAAGACAACAAAAUUGGGAUUCUCUGAUAGCAGGAGAUCAACUUAUCAAUCAGAAAAACGCUGGGCAGAUUUUUAGAGGCUUUUUGGAGGGAAAAGUUACCUUUGCUCCGACAUACAAAUAUGAUUUGUUUUCCGACGACUAUGACACCAGUGAGAAGUGCCGCACCCCUGCUUGGACAGACCGCGUCCUCUGGAGGAGGAGGAAGUGGCCUUUUGACAGAUCAGCCGAAGAUUUAGAUCUUCUGAAUGCCAGUUUUCAGGAUGAAAGCAAAAUCCUCUACACGUGGACUCCCGGCACUUUACUGCAUUACGGAAGAGCUGAGCUCAAGACUUCUGACCACAGGCCCGUGGUUGCUCUCAUUGAUAUAGAUAUAUUUGAAGUUGAAGCAGAGGAAAGACAAAACAUUUAUAAAGAAGUAAUUGCAGUCCAAGGCCCACCAGAUGGUACGGUGUUGGUCUCCAUCAAAAGUUCAUUACCAGAAAAUAAUUUUUUUGAUGAUGCAUUGAUUGAUGAACUUCUGCAGCAGUUUGCAAAUUUUGGUGAAGUUAUACUCAUAAGAUUUGUGGAAGAUAAGAUGUGGGUUACAUUUUUGGAGGGAAGCUCUGCCUUGAAUGUUCUGAGCCUGAGUGGUAAAGAGUUAUUGAAUCGGACUAUAACUAUUACUUUAAAAAGCCCAGACUGGAUAAAAAAUUUGGAAGAAGAAAUGAGUCUAGAGAAAAUUAGCAUUGUGUUGCCAUCAUCAACAAGUUCUACCCUGCUUGGUGAAGAUGCCGAGGUCACAGCUGAUUUCGACAUGGAAGGUGAUGUUGAUGACUACAGUACUGAAGUGGAGGAACUGCUUCCUCAGCACCUCCAGCCCUCCUCAAGUUCCGGCCUUGGCACUUCCCCGGGCUCCUCGCCCCGGACCAGUCCCUGCCAGUCACCUACGAUAGCAGAGUGUCCCAUACCUGCGCUUCCCACCAGACCAAGCCGGGCACCCUCAAGAACUCCUGGACCUCCAAGUUCACAGGGUUCUCCUGUUGACCCUCAGCCCGCCUCCCAGCAGCCUCCGAAAGAUGCUGCCCAGGCCUUGGAACCCAAGAGGCCACCCCCACCCCGCCCAGCGGCCCCGCCACAAAGACCAGCGCCCCCACAGAGGCCGCCUCCACCCUCAGGCGCUAGGAGUCCUGCACCUGCUAGAAAGGAAUUUGGAGCACCCAAAAGCCCUGGGACGACCCGAAAGGAUCACGUAGGACGCAAUCAGCCUUCCCCUCAAGCAGGACUCCCAGGCCCAGCACCUGCUGGAUACAGUGCAAGCACGGUCCGACCGACAAUCCCACCUCGAGCUGGGGUUAUCAGUGCUCCUCAGAGCCACGCUCGGGCUGCAGCUGGAAGACUGACUCCGGAAAGCCACAGCAAGCCCUCAGAGGCGCCGAAAGGUCCAGCGCUGCUUCCUGAGCCGCUGAAGCCACAGGCUGCCAGUGCUGUGCUCCCACCGGCUCAAAAGUUGCAGGAGCCGCUCAUCCCAGUGGCGGCACCCGGGCCUCCAUCUGCCCCCCAAGCGAGUUUGGAAACGCCGCCGCAGCCGCCACCCCGGAGCAGGUCCUCCCACAGCUUGCCUUCAGACUCGCCACCGCAACUGCAAGUGAAAACGAAUGGAGUCUCCGGUGUCAAGCCAGAGCCACCAUUCAAGAGGGACCCCUUCGAAGAUCUGUCGCUUAGCCUGCUUGCUGUAUCAAAGGCUCCACUCUCUGUUCAAACGUCACCUGUGCUAACCACAAGCCCAAAGAGGUUGAUCGAGUUGCCUUCUGCAACACAAAGUACUGUUAAUACUGGGAGUUCUGUAAAUUGCAUGCCCUCAAUGCCUCCAAUCCCAGCCCGGAGUAAAUCCCAGGAAAACAUGCGAAGUUCUCCAAACCCAUUUAUGAGCAGCUUGACCAGCACAAAUCCUUUCCCUGACAGAACUGCUGCCCCUGGAAACCCAUUCAGAGCCCAGUCCCUCGAGUCCGAGGCAGCCUCGUGGCUCCCCGAAGCAGACCCUCUUCCUCACAACCCCUUCCCUGUCCUGAUGCCUCUGGGUCACCCUACAGGCAACCCUGGCCCUUCCCUGGAGGGCUUUAAGGACAGUUUUCACGUGCAGGGCCCAUCCACAAGGAAAGCGAGCAACCCGAAAGGAUGGGUCACCUUUGAGGACGAUGACGACUUUGGAGUGAGGGGGAAGCCGGAUGCCACCUGUUUCCCAGACCUACUGGGAAAUCCUCCAAGUUUGUCUUCUGGCUCCACCAUGACAACUGAUGGCCAAAACAAAGAGACAGAUGUUUCUUUUGGUGUCUUACCAUCAAGAAGACCACCUCCACCUCCUGUCCCUACACUCCUUUCCAACACCAGUGCUCCGGUGGAUCCUUUCGCAACCUUGGCCUCCAAGGCUCCUCCCACACUAGACUUUACAGAAAGAUAAUCUUAGAUGAUAGAAGACAGUCGUCAUUAUUUAGUUUUGGCAGGCUAGCGCCAAAAGAAUUGGGCAUUAGUUGUUCAUUACGUGCAAUAAGUUAUUGUGAAGCGCACUGAUAUCUUCAUGAAAUACCACUAUUUGAUAUGUACAAAGUUGGAAUAUGUGUAUAUUGGAAAUAAGGGGAAAAAAAUCCUUCUAACUGGAGUUUUGAUGUAGUGUUAUCCAGAAAAAUAGGAGACUGGUAGCCAUAAAAAGUGCUUAGAACUACUUUUAAAAUUAGUCCAUAUUUAGAAAUUCU